This is a messenger RNA of Thyridium curvatum, 1683 nucleotides long. RefSeq lists its product as uncharacterized. The transcript has a single exon. The record is from RefSeq and is a predicted model, not a curated record. Bases 1 to 1683 code for a protein of 560 amino acids. NCBI's taxonomy places the organism in Eukaryota, Fungi, Ascomycota, Sordariomycetes, Thyridiales, Thyridiaceae.
AUGUUCGUCAGAAUGCGACAGCAGAGCUACUUGUAUGAACUAGCAGCCCUCUUUAUUGGCCUGCUAGGUCUGCAAGUUGCCACAGCUGCCGAUGAACGCGGCAACCUUACCGUCCGUACCAUUACUGGAGUGUACACGGGACUUGUUAACGAAGACUAUACCAAUGUUCGAGAGUUCAGAAGCAUUCCUUACGCACAGCCACCUGUCGGAUCACUAAGAUGGAUGCCUCCCGUAGCUGUCGCUCCAAGCGGCAAACAUCGCUACUCCCAACGGUUCGGACCGACUUGCCCACAGUACAUGACCAAGAACCUGACGCUGUGGAACUCUAAUAUCACCGACUUCAAGAUCGACAUGGGCGGGCAGAGCAACACUAUUGGGGCCAUGGCUCAGACAAGCACCGAGGAUUGCCUCAGCCUGGCUAUCUGGACACCACUGAACAUCUCAUCCAACGACAGCCUUCCUGUCGCAAUCUUCAUACCAGGAGGUAGCUUCACAGGCGGUGGAAUUACAGUUCCGUACCAGAAUCCGGCCCCGUUUGUCUCACGUCAUAACAACAUCAUCGUGGUGACCCUCAACUACCGCGUCACCAUCAUGGGAUUUCCCCAUGCAGCUGCGCUAGACGACCACAAUCUCGGCAUCAUGGACCAGCGCAUGGCUGUCGAGUGGGUCAAGGCCAACAUCGCCAACUUUGGCGGCGACCCGGACCGCAUGAUCCUCUGGGGCCAGUCCGCCGGCGCCGUCAGCGCCGAUCUCCACAGCUGGGCGUACUACGACAACCCGCUUGUCAGGGGCUACUUCCUCCAUUCCGGCACCGCUGCCGUCCAGAAAAUACCGGCGGAUCCGACUUAUACCAACUUCACCUUCGUGGCGCGGAACCUGGGUUGCGAUUUUCCCAACGACCCGGCGGCAGAGCUCGCGUGCAUGCGCCAGGUUCCCUUGAGUCAAAUCAUGAACUUCGUCGGGCAAUAUCAAGAGAAUAACACCAAGCCCUCCAUCACUUUCAAGCUGAUCCCGGACGACAAAAUAUUCUUCAACAAUUACUCCGCCAGAGCCGAUGCAGGGCUGAUGGCCAAGGUCCCGGCGCUGAUAUCUACGACAUCGAACGAGGACUCAAGUCUGUACGACUAUCCCGUCAAGAAUGUCGCGGCCGGGCCCAAUAUGACGGAUGUGGUAAGGCUGCCUCCUUCGUAUCCCUUGAUGUUAUUGGUCACCUGUGAUUUGGUAAACAGAAAACUAACGGCAGUACGUGGCCAGGACCUACAAACCAUCAAGGGCUUUGUCUGCUUGGCGUCCAACACUACGAAUUGGCGGGCCCAGAACAACCUGACUACAUACCGAUUCCAGUACGCCGGCAACUUUUCGUCGGUGACGCCGCUAGGCUGGAUGGGCGCGUAUCAUGCGAGCGACAUCCCCAUGAUCUUUGGCACGUACCAACUACGCCCUGGAAUCACGGACGAGGAAAGGAAGACGGCGGAGACGAUGCAAGACUACGUCGCCGCCUUUAUCGCAGACCCUGAGAACGGACUUCGGAAUAAAGGUUGGUCGCCAAUGGAUAAGUCUGUGGCCGUGGGAGGGACAAUGCUUCGAUUUGCGGCCCAGCAUGGGCCGCUGGUGCAGGAAGUAUCAACGCACGAAGUUGACGACGCAUGUGUUAAAGGCGCACCGUACAAUAGGAGUCCUUGA